Nicotiana tabacum (common tobacco) is the source of this 2692-nucleotide messenger RNA. Its product is annotated as exocyst complex component EXO70E2. Gene Ontology annotation, biological process: exocytosis. The record is from RefSeq and is a predicted model, not a curated record. NCBI's taxonomy places the organism in Eukaryota, Viridiplantae, Streptophyta, Magnoliopsida, Solanales, Solanaceae. Gene Ontology annotation, cellular component: exocyst. Gene Ontology annotation, molecular function: phosphatidylinositol-4,5-bisphosphate binding.
CAAGGUCAAAGCAGAGGGCCACUGGCCAAAUCCAUACAAAGAAAAAAGAAAAAAGAAAGUUAUUACUCCAAUAAGAAGUAGCGACAUGUUGCACACAUACUUUUGGAAAGUCGGUUCUCUGCACAAAUUUUCAGCUUCAUUUCUCCGAGAAAAACACUAUUGAAUUUUCAUUCUCUGUCCGAUCAUUGCCACUGUGCUAAAAAGGGUAAUAUUCUCUUUGAUAUCUUUCUUGGUGAAGUUCUUUGUUGAUAUCUUUGAUUUCCCCAAUUGAAUUUGUAAAGAGGUAGAAGUUUUUAAGUUGCAAUUUUUACCUGUUUGGGAUUAGCCUUGAGCUAGUUUGAUUGGUUCUUGGAUAUAUGGGAGACUGUGAAACUAUAGUCCCCUUAAUGGAAGAGGAAGAAAACCUAAUAGCUGCUGCUCAGAACAUUGUAAAAGCGUUAGGGUCAAAUCGGACUUUAACCGAUGAUGCUAGAAAAAUUCUGGCUGAUUUAGGCACCCAAUUGUCUUCCAUAACUAGAGUGAGUGAAACCCAAGAUGAGGAUUCUGGUGAUCAAACUGAGGAGCAGUUUAUUGAGUUGGAGGAGCAGCUUAACUUAGUUCAGACUAAGGUCAUGAAUUGGGAGGUGGGUCAGUCAAUGAUUUGGGAUUGUGGCCAAGAAGAAGCAUAUGAGUAUUUGAGGUAUGUAGAUCAAGCUCGAAAAUUGAUCGAGAGAUUGGAGGGUUUGAAUGUGGAUAAAGGUAGUAGAGAAGACGAGCUUUUGCGCAAGGCUCAUGAUCUUCUUCAAACAGCAAUGAAUCGGCUUGAGGAGGAGUUUACUCAUUUGCUUGUUCAGAACAGGCAGCCUUUUGAGCCUGAGCAUAUGUCUUUUCGUUCAAGCGAGGAUGAUACAUUAGAUGAUGGCUCUAUUGUGUCUUUUGGGGAUGACUCGGUUGAGGAUGUGGUUCAAAGAGAUAGCAUGAGUAGGAGCUUUGAGGAGUACAUCAUCGAACUCGUGCAUCCGGAUGUUAUUCCUGACUUAAGAUGCAUCGCCAAUUUGAUGUUCGAUUCAAAUUAUGGCCGGGAGUGUUCUCAGGCAUUUAUCAAUGUCCGAAAAGAUGCCUUGGACGAUUGCCUCUUCAUCCUUGAAGUUGAGAAGUUGAGCAUCGAGGAUGUAUUGAAGAUGGAAUGGAACUCGUUGAACUCCAAAAUCAGGAGGUGGAUACGGGCUAUGAAGAUAUUCGUGCGCAUUUAUCUUGCCAGUGAAAAGUGGAUAAGUGAUCAGAUUUUUAGCGAGCUGGAAGGAGUUAGUUCAGUUUGCUUUGCUGAGGCCUCGAAAGCUUCAAUCGUACAGCUUCUGAACUUUGGUGAAGCCAUAGCUAUUGGCCCUCAUCAACCGGAGAAGUUGAUUCGGAUUCUUGACAUGUAUGAGCUGCUCGCAGAUCUUAUCCCAGAUAUUGACGCUAUGUACUCUGAUGAGGCGGGGUUAUGUGUUAGAACAGAAUGCCAGGACAUCCUUAGAAGUUUGGGCGAUUGCGCAAAGGCAACCUUUCUGGAAUUUGAAAAUGCUGUUGCUUCCAGCAUAUCGGCCAACCCUUUCCCGGGUGGUGGAAUACACCAUCUAACGAGGUACGUUAUGAACUACAUGAAAACUCUUAUCGAUUAUAGCAAAACGCUUGAUGAGCUUCUGAAGGGAUACGAGAAGGAAGAUUCAGCGGCCAUUUUACCACACAUGACACCCGAUAGAGAAGAAGAUAACACGGACAGACGCUGUAAUAUAUCUCCACUGGCUCAACAUUUUCGAUCCUUCACUUCAAUUUUGGAAUGCAACCUUGAGGAUAAGUCCAAGUUAUACAAGGAUGACUCACUAGGUCACCUUUUCUUAAUGAACAAUAUUCAUUACAUGGCUGAAAAGGUGAAGAAUUCUAAUCUAAGAACAAUACUUGGCGAUGAUUGGAUUCGCAAACAUAAUUGGAAAUUCCAACACCAUGCAAUGAGCUACGAGAGAGCUACAUGGAGCUCUAUACUCUCUUUACUCAGAGAUGAAGGGCUACAGAAUCCAGGCUCAAAUUCUAUCUCGAGAACUCUUCUCAAGGAGAGACUACUCAGCUUUUAUCUCGCAUUUGAGGAUGUUUACAAGAGCCAGACAGGAUGGUCGAUCCCAGAUAGUCAACUUCGUGAAGAUCUUCGAAUAUCAACAUCACUCAAGGUUAUUCAGGCAUACAGGACAUUUGUUGGAAGACACACAAACCAUAUAAGUGAUAAACACAUAAAGUAUACUGCGGACGAUUUGGAGAACUUCCUUUUGGAUCUUUUUGAGGGAUCUCCAAGAUCAUUGCAUGGUUCCCACAGGAAGUGAGCUCAAUCCUUAUACCUGUUAUACCUUUAGAUAUAUCUAUUUUGGGUACCUAAUGUAUUCAUUUGGUGUCAUGUGCAAAAGGGUCAGUGACAUGUACUUUUGAAAUGCAUCUAUUAGGAGUAUGAGUAUUUGUUUGUUGUUUGUUGUUUGUUGCUUGCUAUUACAGUUCCCGGCUUAACGACAUUGUCACCGUCAAAACCGGCUUGUUUAAGGUUGUCAAAAAGGAGAAAGGCAGUAGCUAUUUGUUAGCUCUAGUUGGUUCCUGGAAAAGUUGCUUGUGAUUGGAGAUUUGAUAUGUUGAAUCUUGAUUAGCAUACAACAUUCUUUUUAACAAAUGGAACCACCUUGUUCACAGA